AUGGAGCCUGCAUUUACGAGGCUAAAGGUGGCCGUGCUGCUCCUGAUAACAAUCCAGCUGAGGACAGAGGCGAUGCAGGUGACAUCCUCGGGGCCGCAGACUAUCCAAGAGGCCCAAGGAGUAACGAUCACCCUGGGCUGCACCUACACCCCCGGCCCCCAAGACACUGGAGAGCUGGACAUUGAGUGGUCCAACGUCCGCCCGGACAUGACGCAGAAAGACCAACUGCUCUUGGAAUAUUCUGGGGGCCUGACGCACCACUUCGGCGACCCCAGCCUCUCCAAAAGGCUCAAUUUCAUAACAGAUCCCAAGCAAGGAGAUGCUUCAAUCUCUAUCUCAGAUGUGAGGCUCUCCGAUACAGCCACAUACCAGUGUAAAGUCAAAAAGUCGCCUGGUGUCGACAUGAGAAAAGUCACUCUGGUGGUGCUGGUUCCCCCAUCAGUACCAAAGUGCUGGGUUGAAGGUGGUGAGGAGAGAGGCGGCACAGUCUCCCUUCGCUGCAAAUCCUCUCAGGGAUCCACUCCUCUCAGUUAUGUGUGGAGGAGGGAGAGCGGAGGGGCAAUACCAUCCACUGCAACCCAAGACCCACAGAGCGGGGAGCUUUUGAUAAGGAACCAUACAGACAGCAACAUUGGGAGCUAUGCGUGUGAGGCAAAAAACGCUGUGGGCACAGCACAGUGUAAAUAUGCGCUGCAUGCAUACAACCCUACAAAUAAAGUGGGCGUCAUCGUUGGUGCAGUGAUAGGUGCUCUGCUGCUGCUCCUCCUGCUCCUGCUUCUCAUCUGGCUCCUGAUCUGCUGCUGCCAUAAGCGUCGCUAUGAAAAGGAGGUCGCAAAUGAAAUAAGGGAGGACGUCAAGGCCCCAGAGAGCAGGCCCCCCAGUAGGCAAUCCAGCCGGCACUCCAGCCUGCGCUCGGUGCUGGGAUAUCGCACUCACCCUGGCGUGCAGUACAGCUCUGUGAGGGACUACCUGCCCACCGUCAGUGAAUCAGGCCUCAUCCACUCAGGAGGGAGUAACGCGGGGGACAAACCUGCUCACCUCAAAUACGACCACCGGUACGGAUACCCCGUGUAGCAGCAGGCCUGGCAGACAUUUGUCUUUGUAUAAAGCCACACCUUCUUUACAACCACCUUGUAAAGAACUUUGAACUUUGUAUGCUAUGUAAGUGAUAAAAGGUGCAAUAUUAUAUUUACCUGGAGAACAAUAGGAGUGCUGGUGUUGCUACUGACUCAUAAAAUCUUACCUCAAUUCUUACGCUGGACAAAUGACAAUUUAGGCAGUUUCUCAUAAUCGCACUUGUUAUUAUUAAACAACUUUUGCUAACACUGUAUGUAAAAUGUAAAUAGGUAAACAUAGGUAUUUUUAUGAAGGUGCUUUUUUUCUAUGAUAUUGGUUUGUUACUUUUUUUUAAACAAAAAUGUGUGAACAAUAAAGUAUUUUAACAGCCAA
This is a messenger RNA of Stegastes partitus (bicolor damselfish), 1449 nucleotides long. RefSeq names its product V-set and immunoglobulin domain containing 8b (gene vsig8b). The record is from RefSeq and is a predicted model, not a curated record. The coding region runs from base 1 to 1074 and encodes 357 amino acids. NCBI's taxonomy places the organism in Eukaryota, Metazoa, Chordata, Actinopteri, Pomacentridae. The transcript has 7 exons.